CAUCCUUCCCCCUCCUCUUUCGUCUUCACUUCUCUCGAAUCGUCGCCCGCCCGCCCCUGAAUCGCAACACCGCCGGAGUGUUAGGGGUGGUGAGGGGGUGGGUGGUGGUUGUUCGCUGUUUAACUUCACGGCGUUAAACUUUUCAUUUAUUCGCAAAGGCGGGGAGAAGUUGGGGCGGCGGCGGUGGUGGUGGGAGGAGGAGGAGGGUAAGUUGUUAAGUUUCGAGAGAGAUUUGCGAGUUGCCAGGGGUCUGCAAGUCGAGCUCGCCUCCAUGCCUCCUCCUCCUCCAGCCUCCUUCUCCUCCUGCCUCCUCCUCCUGCCAGUCGCGUUUACUCUGAAACUAUCAUCGUGAUACUUGCAACAAACACCACCCACCACCUCCACCACCAGCCGAGGCAGUGCAGUUGGCGGUGCUGUUGAGAAGUUACUUGGAGAAAGAAUGUGGACCUGGGCACUUCUGCCUCUUGGCUUCUCUUCUUUGGGCGUGGCUGGAUUUUGGACUGUAUACAUCGUGGCUGGCAAUAACACCCCAGUGAGCCCAUUAGUGAGUUUUCCUUAUAUAAGUGACUGUGGGACAUAUCCACCACAGAGCUGUCUCUUUGGACAACUGUUGAACGUUGGUGGUUUCACAGUGCUAGUUAUUUGUUUAAUCCGGUACCGGCAAGUGGAGGGCUAUGGUUAUCAUUCGUGGAUCAACACGCUGAGUCUGCUGAUGGGUGUGCUGUGUGCAUUUGGGGCAACACUGGUGGGAAAUUUUCAGGAGACGAACCACCUGCCAACGCACAUGGUGGGCGCUGUGCUCACCUUCGGGGCAGCCGUGUUAUACUUCUGGCUGCAGUGCGUGUUGGUGCUGCGCGUACGACCACGGCACGGGGGCCUCGCGCUCGCUGGCAUUCGUAUCAUCGCUUGCAUCCUUGCCACCUCUACCUACAUUCUCGCGCCUGUGUUUUAUUAUGAGGACAUGCGGAACGCCUCGGCCAUCUGCGAGUGGAUCUUAGCAAUGGACGUUCUGCUGUACUUUGGGACAUUUGCGGUGGAAUUCAAACAUAUUACCCACUUGGGGCUCAGGCUGGAGGUUGACCAUACGUGCCGAAUGAAUUCUUGCAAUGGACUAAUGUCUUCUGCUUCUUCACCGCUAACAAUACCGUUGCCAAAUGCUCACUCAUUACCCGAAUGAGGUUUUGUUCCAUAAAAACUGUUUACAAAAGUGAUCUCACUUGAUCACUCAGACACUUUACCAUUACCCAUUGUUUUUUUUCACUCUUGUACAAUUUAGAUUUUAUUCAUGUAAAAUAUACAAUUGCGCUUGAUUGUUGGUGAAUUUACAGAACCGCAAUGUAGUCAAGUGUUUUAAAGUUGUUAAAUGUGGCCGGUUAAAAGGAUGGUAAGAACUGUAAAAAUGAAUGAAUCUGCUACGACUUGAAAUUAUCAUUAAUAUUCCAUUCAUUAUAUUGGUCAUGCACUAGUUGCAUGUACCAUAAUUGUCCUUUGCAAUUAACGUCCCUCAUUUACACAGCUAAAUGUUUCCUAAGAUGCCUUCCAAAAAAAGCAACAAAAUUGCCUUGUAUUUAAAGAAUAAACCUUUAAGUGAAAUAUUAACACAUUAUGGUAAAGAUUAACAUUAAAUAUAUUCAAUGAAUAUGGUUACUGGGAUACAAUUUUCCAAAAAAGCAAUUGCAAUGGCUUAUUGCUGUUAAUGCAGGGAUUACCAAUCCUAACGUGUCUGUUUGUAUCAUGUCCUGGUACCAGCACACGUGUGUGUGUCUGUAAAGGUCCUGGACACGUGGACCACAUGUUUAUCAUGUUAAGAACAGUAUGUACAAAACAACUAAAUGUAUUGCAGUCCUUCUGCUCAGCAUUUGUAUUUUGAGUUAAAGAAACGUGUACUAAGUCCCGCACUUAUACUUGUUUAAAUGCAGUUGUUCAGCUGCCGACAAUCAACUUAGCUUGAACCUGCUCCUGUUGUGCAAGAGAGUUGACACUUGUUUGGAAAUGGGGUACUCGUAAAGAUCAAUAGCUGGGUGAGAUUUGUUUCUUAGGUGCUUGAGAAAACUAGCAAUCCAUAAAAGGUAUUUGUUUUAUCCAGUAUUUGAGACAAUCCGUUGCAUCUUAUACGACAACUAUAUUGCAUCAAUUGUUUUAUUAUGUUAUCUGAAAGGUGGGCAUUGUAUGUGGCCUGUAAUGAUGGACUUUGGUCUAUUAACUGACCGUAUUAAAGUCACAAGUGCAUUAGUCAAGAAUGUAAAAUGCAAAUGCCAUCAUGCUGCAAAAAUUUUUAUAUCUUUGAACUGUUGGUAGAUUAACAACACUCUAAAAGUAUGUCAUUUGUAUUCGUUCAACUGUAACUUUAUAAAGCAUGUGCUGUACAUGCACAUUAAAGUGCAGUACUGUAUUUAAUUUAAACAAGUUAACCAAAUUUUACAAAGUCUAUGCAAUAUACUUGCUUACUGUAUUUUAAAGAACAACGUACUAACUGCAUUAUGGUAAAUCAUGUGACAAUGUUAUGAUGAGAAUGGUAUUUUUGUUUUAUAUCAAGUGAAUGUUCGGCAUAGCCUACCCUCGAGAGGCAGACCGGUGAGUCGGAGAUUAUGCCUGUAUUUUUAAGUGCCUUUUUUAUUAUUUUACAAUGUUUUGAUAUUGUCAAAGGUCCACCAAUGUAUAAGCUGUUUAACUUUAAAAUAUUGCAGCAUUGCUUGAAGUUUUUUUUAAAAUUCCUACUUUGAUAGUGCGUUUGCAUUCAAAGCAUAUAACACACAAAUACUAACAUUUAGGUUUCUGCUCAUUGCUGUAAAACAAUAACAAUUGAUUACUCUAAUGCCCUGCACUAACCAUUAAAUGCAAUUCAUAUGUAUGUCUCCUAAAAUCUGCAAUAUUUCACAUGUAUGCAGUGUUAUUUUUUUGAAAGUGCUCAUAUUUUUAUGGUACUCCAAAAAUAAAUGUGGAAUGUAUGCUCUGAA
Lethenteron reissneri (Far Eastern brook lamprey) is the source of this 2957-nucleotide messenger RNA. RefSeq names its product modulator of macroautophagy TMEM150B-like. The record is from RefSeq and is a predicted model, not a curated record. Lineage: Eukaryota; Metazoa; Chordata; Hyperoartia; Petromyzontiformes; Petromyzontidae. Gene Ontology annotation, cellular component: plasma membrane.